AUGGCUGCAAUGCUUGAAUUCCGAACCCAAGGGUACAAUCCCUACGCUGUCAAGUAUUCCCCGUACUACGACUCGCGAAUUGCCGUUGCGACGUCUGCCAACUUUGGCAUUGUGGGCAAUGGUCGGGUAUUUGCGCUCGCUCUGACGGCGCAGGGUGUACAAGUUGAGAAAACUUUCGAUACAAACGAUGCGCUGUACGACUUGGCUUGGUCCGAGAUUAACGAGAACCAGUUGAUUGUUGCCUGUGGCGAUGGGUCGUUGAAAUUAUUUGACUUGGGAAUUGACGAUUUUCCGGUUAUGAACUUUCACGAACAUAAGCGAGAAACCUUCUCCGUCUGUUGGAACCCUAUAACCAAGGAUACUUUCAUAUCGAGUUCCUGGGACGGCACAGUCAAGAUUCACAUCGUUCUGCCCCUCCAACCCCGCCUUGAUAUCCGCCGUCUCGUCCGACUCCCACCUCCGAAUCUUCGACCUCCGAACGCCAUCUUCGGCAAAGUAUCACCUCACGGCGACGAUACCGGUCCACGCUUCUGGGCCGCAACCGUCACCCGGGGCUUCUGCGCCUGCCGAGAUUCUUACUCACGAUUGGAAUAA
This is a messenger RNA of Fusarium musae, 594 nucleotides long. RefSeq lists its product as uncharacterized. Gene Ontology annotation, biological process: protein import into peroxisome matrix. The transcript has 3 exons. Gene Ontology annotation, cellular component: cytosol; peroxisomal matrix. Bases 1 to 594 code for a protein of 197 amino acids. Gene Ontology annotation, molecular function: protein binding. The record is from RefSeq and is a predicted model, not a curated record. NCBI's taxonomy places the organism in Eukaryota, Fungi, Ascomycota, Sordariomycetes, Hypocreales, Nectriaceae.